AUGGAAGUUUCGAAUGGAGCUGCGCAGGCCGCAGCCACAGCGUCCGUAUCUGCGCCCAUCAACGGUAAUGGGGAAGGUGCAGCGCCAUCAAACCCGGACGACUUCAAGCUGAAGUUCUGCACUGUCUGCGCAAGCAACCAGAACAGAUCAAUGGUCUCCCAUCUCCGCCUCGCAAACGCAAACUACCCUGUAAUCUCCUUUGGCACGGGUUCCCUCGUCCGCCUCCCGGGCCCGUCCAUAACACAGCCAAACGUUUAUCACUUCAACAAGACCUCGUAUGACAGCAUAUUCAAGGAGCUUGAAUCGAAGGAUCCGCGCCUCUACCGCCUCAAUGGCGUCCUCAACAUGGUUGACCGGAACCGCCAUGUCAAAUGGGGUCCCGAGCGCUGGCAGGACUGGCAGAUUGGCAUGCCGCGCCUGCAACACUCUGAUGACCGCGGCAGCGUGGGAACCGAAGGCGGGAUCGUGGACGUGGUUAUCACGUGCGAGGAACGCUGUUGGGACGCCGUGAUUGACGACCUUAUGAACAGAGGGUCCCCCUUGAACCGGCCAGUCCACGUCAUCAAUGUCGACAUCAAGGAUAACCACGAGGAGGCCAGCGUCGGCGGCAAGGCGAUUCUGGAUCUGGCCGACCACCUUAACGAGGCCGCUAGAAAAGAGCGUGAGGCAGUCGGCGCGGAGACCUUCGACUCUGGCAGCGCAUCGGCUCGCGCAAGCUUCGACGAGAAGGUACCGGAGAUCCUCGCUGAGUGGCAGGACCGAUGGCCGCAUCUGCCUGCUAUCUGGACCCUGGCAUGGUUCUAA
Colletotrichum truncatum is the source of this 804-nucleotide messenger RNA. RefSeq names its product RNA polymerase II subunit A C-terminal domain phosphatase SSU72. NCBI's taxonomy places the organism in Eukaryota, Fungi, Ascomycota, Sordariomycetes, Glomerellales, Glomerellaceae. Gene Ontology annotation, molecular function: RNA polymerase II CTD heptapeptide repeat phosphatase activity. Gene Ontology annotation, cellular component: nucleus; mRNA cleavage and polyadenylation specificity factor complex. The record is from RefSeq and is a predicted model, not a curated record. Gene Ontology annotation, biological process: termination of RNA polymerase II transcription.